This is a messenger RNA of Neopelma chrysocephalum (saffron-crested tyrant-manakin), 788 nucleotides long. RefSeq names its product mitochondrial ribosomal protein S33 (gene MRPS33). NCBI's taxonomy places the organism in Eukaryota, Metazoa, Chordata, Aves, Passeriformes, Pipridae. The transcript is spliced from 3 exons. The coding region runs from base 218 to 538 and encodes 106 amino acids. Gene Ontology annotation, cellular component: mitochondrion. The record is from RefSeq and is a predicted model, not a curated record.
UCCGGCACCACCGACCGCCCCCUCGGCAUCACCGACCGCCCCUCGGCAUCACCGACCGCCCCCUCGGCAUCACCGACCGCCCCUCGGCACCACCGACCGCCCCUCGGCAUCACCGACCGCCCCUCGGCAUCAUCGCUCCGCGCCGGCCGCGGGUCCGCCCGGGCGCUGCCGGGAAAGUCCAUCUGUCUGUCUAUGUGUGCCCACUCUUCCUUGAGCCAUGUCCAAUGUUUCCAGUUACGCCCUCCGAAUGGCCCGGCUGAGUGCUCAGAUAUUCGGAGAUGUUUUCAGGCCGACUGACUCCAAAUCUAUGAAGGUGGUGAAGUUGUUCAGUGAGCAGCCCUUGGCCAAGCGGAAGGAGGUGCACAGCUGGUACCCUCCUCACAACACCUACUACGCCCUCAUGAAGAAACUCCGCUACUUUGGUCUUUACAGGGAUGAGCAUCAAGACUUUAAGGAGGAGAUGAGGCGAUUGAAAAAGCUCCGUGGGAAGGAAAAACCAAAGAAGGGGGAAGGAAAGAGAGCUCUCAAGAAGAAAUAGUUCUAUUUGAACAGUAUCAUUAACUACUCUGGCAAUGCUGGAGAACAGCUGGAGAGGGUUUGGCAUGUGAGCUGUGUGUGGGGCACAAGAAACACACUGUGAAAUAGUGGACUCCACCCUGGAAAUGCAGUUGGGUCUUUGAAGUUUUAUUUGGUUUGAAUUUCUGUGCUUUAAAUACAGUGUAUAUUGUAGCACAUUAUUUUGUCAGAGCCUUCUCUUACCCAAGUAAUAAAAACAGGAAUAAAAAAAA